GUAUUGCAAAUCCCAUAAUUCUUUGUCCAUCCUCCCCCAAAGUGCCGCAGCAUGUAAAGUGUGUUAUUUGGGAUAUGUGUGCCAAGUUUGGAUCAGUUCUGUUGUUCCUGCCAGUUACAAUGGUCUCAGGAAGCGAGUGAAGGUACUGCAAAUCCCAUCAACUGUGCACAUGCUCCUUUAAACCAUACCAGGACGUAAAAUAGGACCCAUAGGGUCUGUGUGCCAAAUUUUGUCCUUCUCCAUCAUUGGUGGGAGUCACAGUGGUCCGUGAGAGCCGAAGCAAUUUAAAGUACUGUUGUAAUUACUGUAUUUACAAAUUUAGCACCAAAGUAUCAUGAUAUAUUGAAAACAUUGACUACAAAAAUGGCUUGGAUUAUCCAGAGGCUUGGAUAAGCGAGGCUUGGAUUAGUGAGACUCUACUGUAUUAUUAUUAUUUUAUAAUGACACAGCAAACGAGAUCUAUAUGCUGGAUUUCGUAUCACAAAAUCACAAGUCGAACACGUGUGUCUAGGACUGUGUGAUGUAUUUUCGGAUGAUGCGUGCAGAUCCCAGUAGGGUGGCCUUUUGCAGUUGGCAAAAUAUUAAUAUUAUUAUUAUUAUUGUUAUUAUUAUUCAUUUCCCUGCCCCUUUCUUUCCCCGCCAGACGCAGCCUGCAUCCUUUGCUCUGCAUUCUUCCAGAAUCAGGCCUCUUGCUUUCUGCCCUUCCUUUGGUUCCCAUCCUUUAUUAAGAAGGUGAAAUCAUCAUUCAAGGGGGCCAUUUUCUAGCUGGCUUAUUUUAUUUUAAUGGAAGGCAGCGCCAUAAACGGUUAGGUGAAAGAAAUGGUGCGGCAGUGGCUGCUUGCACGGCUGUCACACCCCUCUGGAAAGCAUCUUCUUCCCGGUGUGUCUUGGGGUCAGCGCUUUCUGCGCAUGGAAGCAUCCCCUCCUCCUUUCCUUCCUUCCUUCCUUCCUUCCUUCCCUCCAUCCAUCCCUCCUUCCUUCCUUCCUCUUGCCUUGUCUUCCCUUCUUCCCACCAGAUCGAGAUAUAUAUAUAUAUAUAUAUAUAUAUAUAUAUAUAUAUAUAUAUAUUCCGCCAUCCUUCCUCUGCUCCCUUUGCCGUGACCAGGCAAACCUCAAUGCCCACGCGCCAUAGAAGCGUUAUGUAUCGGACCUGAUGCGCCCCUGUGAAGGCCUGCGGAGCUCUCCCGACUUCCGAGCUGCUGUCGUUUCCAUUGGAAGUUCAUCUCCUGCAGCGAUAACUGGGCAACCACCUGGAUUUCCUCAACGUUCUGGAAACAAUGGGGAUCGGCAAAAACACCAUGUCUAAAUCCGUAGAAACUGGAAGUCCCACCGAAGGGAAAUACGAGGAGGAAUCCAAGCAUCCUGCCUUCUUCACGUUACCGGUUGUAAUCAAUGGCGGCGCAACCUCGACCGUCGACCAAGACACAGAAGACACGGAGCUGAUGGCGAUCUACACCACGGAAAACGGCAUUGCGGAGAAGAGUUCUCUGGCCGAGACGCUCGACAGCAGCGGGAGCUCCGAGGCGCAAAGGAACGACAUGAUCUACACCAUCGAAGACGUUCCCCCCUGGUACCUCUGCAUAUUCUUGGGGUUGCAGCACUACUUGACCUGCUUCAGCGGCACCAUCGCGGUGCCCUUUCUGCUCGCGGACGCCAUGUGCGUUGGGUUUGACCAGUGGGCCACCAGCCAGUUGAUUGGGACCAUCUUCUUCUGCGUCGGAAUCACAACUUUGCUACAAACAACAUUCGGGUGCAGGUUGCCCUUGUUCCAGGCCAGCGCCUUUGCUUUCUUGGCUCCGGCCAGGGCCAUCCUCUCCCUGGACAAAUGGAAGUGCAACAACACAGCCAUAACGGUUACGAACGGAACAACGGAGCUGCUGCACACGGAGCACAUCUGGUACCCCAGGAUACGAGAGAUCCAAGGCGCCAUCAUCAUGUCCUCCCUGAUCGAGGUGGUCAUUGGCUUCCUGGGCCUGCCGGGCGCCCUCCUGCGCUACAUCGGGCCGCUGACCAUCACUCCGACCGUGGCGCUCAUCGGCCUCUCGGGCUUCCAGGCGGCCGGGGAGAGAGCGGGCAAGCACUGGGGCAUCGCCAUGCUAACGAUUUUCCUGGUGCUGCUGUUUUCUCAAUACGCUCGGAACGUCAAGCUCCCGCUGCCCAUCUACAAGUCCAAGAAAGGAUGGACGGCCUACCGGUUGCAGCUCUUCAAAAUGUUCCCUAUUAUCCUGGCCAUCCUGGUCUCGUGGCUGCUGUGCUUCAUCUUCACGGUGACCGACGUCUUCCCGCCCGACAAAACCAAGUACGGCUUCUAUGCGCGCACCGAUGCUCGGCAAGGCGUGCUCUUGGUUGCACCCUGGUUCAAAGUCCCUUAUCCGUUUCAGUGGGGUUUGCCCACCGUUUCGGCGGCCGGCGUCAUUGGAAUGCUGAGCGCGGUGGUGGCGAGCAUCAUCGAGUCCAUCGGGGAUUAUUACGCCUGCGCCAGGCUGUCGUGUGCGCCACCGCCCCCCAUCCACGCCAUCAACAGAGGCAUUUUCAUCGAAGGCCUUUCCUGCGUCUUGGACGGAGUGUUUGGCACCGGGAACGGAUCCACCUCCUCAAGUCCCAACAUUGGCGUCUUGGGGAUUACAAAGGUUGGGAGUCGUCGUGUGAUCCAGUACGGGGCGGCGCUCAUGCUGCUGCUGGGCAUGGUGGGCAAGUUCAGCGCACUCUUCGCCUCCCUCCCCGACCCCGUCCUGGGCGCACUCUUCUGCACACUCUUCGGGAUGAUCACCGCGGUGGGGCUUUCGAACCUGCAGUUCAUCGACCUGAACUCCUCCCGCAACCUGUUUGUCCUGGGCUUUUCCAUUUUCUUUGGCUUGGUCCUUCCCAGUUACCUCCGGCAAAACCCACUCGUUACAGGGAUUGCCAGCAUUGACCAGGUGCUCAACGUCCUGCUGACAACGGCCAUGUUUGUCGGGGGCUGCGUGGCCUUUGUUUUGGACAACACGAUCCCAGGGAGUCCCGAGGAGCGUGGCAUCCGGAAGUGGAAGCGCGGGGUGGGCAAAGGCGGCAAGGGGUCGGCAGCGGCGGACGGGUCGGAGACCUACGACCUGCCCUUUGGGAUGGAGUCCGUGCGCAAGUACCGCUGCUUCUCCUUCCUGCCGGUCAGCCCCACCUUCGUGGGCUAUUCGUGGAAAGGCCUCCGGAGAGGCGGGCGAGGCGGUGGCCCCGCGGACGACGACUCCGAGGCCACCGUAUAGCCCCGGCCGAACCCCCGCCGUCCCCUUUUGUACUCCUGCCUUUUUAUUCCGGAACCAGAGCCAAGGCGUGUUAUAUAUAUAUAUAUAUAUAUCAUUAUUUAAAUAUAUAUAGAGAGAUAGAUACAUAGAUAGAUAAAUAACUUUCCUAUUGUGGACGGUGGUCGCUAUCUAUAAGGUCUCUCUUUUAGUUUCUUUGGGGUUUUUAUUUUUGAUUAUUACUGUUAUCUUUGCAAGACAGAGUCCGCCUGUUCAAUCCGGACCUUCGUGGUCAGCUGCACCCGGACUGGCCGUCCCCCCCGUCCGGGCGAUACAUUCCAGGCUUUGUUGAUUUGUUUGUGAACAUUAGUGCAUUGUUUACAUCCUAACCUUCCUGUGGCUUGUCGACACGGUCCCGGCCUCGUCCGGCGUUCUUGUGCGGGAGCGUUUGGCCGAGCAAGGGACUCAGGGCGAGGGUGGCCUGCGCUCGAGUAGUGAAGCGUUGACGUUGUGCCGGGGCCGGAAACGCCGCUGCCCGUUGUCUUUGCAGAGCCGGCCUUUAUGUAUAUAUAACACGGUAGUAUUUAUUAAGCGGCAGGUGGGUUAUUUAAAUCGAACGGUUUUUGCGUUUCCAGACCCGGACGUGGCCGUUGCCUUUGUUGCUCCCUUCCUUGUUUUUGCGCUUCGGAACAAGAGAGAGACCCUGUGCAUGGCAUCCCCCUCCCCUCCCUGGUUUGAACGGGUAUCGGGGGCUCCGCCUCGAAAGAGCCCCUCUUUUCCUUUAUUUCCUGUCCCGGUCUCGGCUCUGGCGCCAACGUGGAACUCCUCCUCCUCCUCGCCGUUGUCGUCGUCGCAUUCAUAACGAUAACACUCUCUUCGGUGUUCUGACUAUUCAGUCUCUGACUAUUAGUUGUAGAAACAAGUGCUUCACCCCCUCUUUCCCCCCUUUGUUCCCCUUAUGCUCCAGGAUGCCUUUCCCGCUUCCUCACCUUCAGAAAGGUGUGUUCUCUCCAAAUAAGUCAGUCAGCCAACCUUAUUUCUAUCCGUCCCGCCCCGUCACCCCCAUAAAAGGACUCACAACACAAAAGGCCCUCAAAACACAAUAAUAUUUUUACAUCAUAAUAUUUAUGAAAACAUUUGUUAUGCAGCAAGAAGCAUGAUACUCAAUAUUCAGUACAAUUCUACAAUACAUUUUCGCAUCCACUUUUUUGCAAAACAAUACAAUAAUAAAUUAAGCCAAACCCAUAACAUUCAAUAUUCAGGACAAUUCUACAAUACAUUUUUGCAUCCACUUUUUUUUGCAAAACAAUACAAUAAUAAAUUAAGCCAAACCCAUAACAUUCAAUAUUCAGGACAAUUCUACAAUACAUUUUUGCAUCCACUUUUUUGCAAAACAAUACAAUAAUAAAUUAAGCAAAACUCAUAACAUUCAAUAUUCAGUACAAUUCUACACCACAUUUUUGCAUCCACAUUUUUGCAAAAAAAAUAAUAAUACAAUAAUAAAUUAAGCAAAACCCAUAACAUUCAGUAUCCAGUACAAUUCUACAAUGCAUUUUUGCAUCCACUUUUUUGCAAAGAAUACAAUAAUAUAUUAAGCAAACGUCAUUUGUUAUUCAGCAAAACCCAUAACAUUCAAUAUUCAGUACAAUUCUACAAUACCUUUUUGCAUCCACUUGUUUGCAAAAUAAUACAAUAAUAUAUUAAGCAAACAUCAUUUGUUAUACAGCGAAACCCAUAACAUUCAGUAUUCAGUACAAUUCUACAAUACCUUUUUGCAUCUACUCUUUUUGCAAAAAAAAUACAAUAAUAAAUUAAGCAAACACAGAGAAGUGAUGCAAAAUAUUCGACAAUAAGACACUCAGUAUUGGACAGCAAUAAUAACCAAAUAUCAAAGGCCAGCAGUGCGUUUUGCAUUGUGUCUCAAAGAGUCGAGAAAACGGUUGGCUUUUCAAGCCUGGCUACUUGAAGGAACACCAAACAGUUGUGAAGUUUGUUGUCGAAGGCUUUCAUGGGUUGCUGUGAGUUUUCCGGGCUGUCUGGCCAGGUUCCAGAAGCAUUCUGCCCUGAUGUUUGGCCCACAUCUAUGGCAAGCAUCCUGAGGUUGUGAGGUCUGUUGGAAAUGAGGCAAGUGGGGAUAUAUAUCUGUGGAAGGUCCACAGAACUCUUGUCUGUUGGAGGCAAGUGUGGAUGCUGCAGUUGGCCACCUUGAUUAGCACUGAAUGGCCUAAGUUUAAAUAAUAAAUAAAUAAAUAAAUAAAAUAGAUGUGGGCGAAACGUCAGGAGAGGAUGCUACUACUAAAACAUGGCCAGACAGCCCGGAAAACUCACAGCAACCCAGCCUUGAGGUUAUUAGGAAGGAGAAGGAGGCUGGGCCCGUAUUGAAUGAUGCCGAAGACGGGUGGGUGGCCUUUUCGACUUUGGUGUUUUGGCUUUGAGAUUAUUCUCAUGUGCCGGUGAUGAAAAAGGUCAUGACUUAAGGACGUGAAGUGCCUUUGCUUUUGUACAUAAGUGGAGAUGGUGGUGAAUAGCCUCGCUCUCGGUCACGAUUUUUGGAUUGACAUAAGGUCUCUUAUAUCGCAAUCCUGGCUUGAGGGCCCGUCGGUGCCCAGGUGAUUUGAAAAAGGCAUUGUCGCUUUGAGAUGUUAGGUGAUAUCACUUACGUUUGGUUAUUUGUUUUGAAAAUCAAACCAUAAACCAUUAGGGUUGUUGUACGUCUUUCGGGCUGUGUGGCCAUGUUCCAGAAGCAUUCUCUCCUGACGUUUCGCCCACAUCUAUGGCAGGCAACCUCAGAAGUUUGUUUAUUUAUUUAUUUAUUUAUUUACAGUAUUUGUAUCCCGCCCUUCUUUCUCACCCUGAAGGGGACUCAGGGCAGAUUACAAUGAACACAUAUAUGGCAAACAUUCAAUGCCAACAGACAAACAACAUAUAUAGACAGACACAGAGGCAUUUAACAUUUUUUUCCAGCUUCACGAUUCCGGCCACAGGGGGAGCUGUUGCUUCACUGUCCACUAGUGGCUGUACUUCCUCAUUCCUUUCCUCGUGUUUUGCUGGCAGUUUUAUGAUGUUGUAAAUUAGUUAAAUUAGCCUCCCCGCAUAAAGCGUACCUAAAUUUCCCUACUUGACAGAUGCAAGUGUCUUUUGGGGCUGCAUAGGUCAACAGCAAGCCGGGCUAUUUAAUGGUCGGGGGCUUAACCUGACCCGGGCUUACGAACUCAUGACCACUCGGUCAGUAGUGAUUUAUUGCAGCUGGUUACUAGCCAAAUGCGCCACAGCCCGGCCCUUUGCUGGAUGUUGGAUAUUAUAUGUUGGAUAAUAAGUAGGCAUUAAGGAAAAGCCUAUUAAACAUCAAAUUAAGUUAUGAUUUUACAAAUGAAGCACCAAAACAUCAUGUUAUACAACCAAUUUGACAGAAAAAGUAGUUCAAUACGCAGUAAUGCUAUGUAGUAAUUACUAUAUUUACGAAUUUAGCACCAAAAUAUCACGAUGCAUUGAAAACAUUGACUACAAAAAUGCAUUGGAUAAUCCAGAACGUUGGAUAAGCAAGUGCUGGAUAAGUGAGACUCUACUGUAUUUACCUUCCUCGCCUAGUCUCUCCAUGUCUCACAACCUCUGAGGAUGCCUGCCAUAGAUGUGGGCAAAACGUCAGGAGAGAAUGCUUCUGGAACGUGGCCGUACAGCCCGGAAAACAUACAACAACCCUGUGAUCCCGGCCAUGAAAGCCUUCGACAACACAUAAACCAUUAGCUCUGCGUUGACUCAUUUGUAUGUUUCUACCAGGACGUGCUCGAUGUUAUUGCACGGGUUUGGUGGUGACGGUGGUGGAGCAUUGGUUCGCACAUCGUACAUUUGAUGCGCCUGUUUAAGUCUCACUUCUGUCGCGGCGACGUGGGCUCAGCAAAGAGUUUUGCUUUGGGGAUGGCUCCGUGGUUUCCUCCCACGCUGGCGAAUUUGCAAGGCUUUGUCUUGUGUUUGUUGUGCCAAGCCAAUGGCAGGGAACUCAAAGCUGUUGCCGUGUUUACAAAACACGGCCUGCUUUGCCAGACGCUUUCCCAGACGUUUGCUUUGCAGGCGCAGCAAUAGAAGUACAGUAGAGUCUCACUUAUCCAACAUAAAUGGGCCGGCAGAAUGUUGGAUAAGCAAAUAUGUUGGAUAAUAAGGAGGCAUUAAGGAAAAGCCUAUUACACAUCAAAUGAGGUUAUGAUUUUACAAAUUAAGCACCAAGACAGCAUGUUAUACAACAAAUUUGGCAGAAAAAUGUAGUUCAAUACGCAGUAAUGCUAUGUAAUAAUAAUAAUAAUAAUAAUAAUAAUAAUAAUAAUAAUAAUAAUAAUAAUAAUAAUAAUACAACGUCGUUGUGUUGAUAAUAAGUUUAUUUAUAUCCGCCUCCAUCUCUCCCGAAGGAGAUUUGCUUACAGCAAAAUCAAAAUACAGGCAAUGAUAAAAUAUGAAACAUCAAAGGAGAACAACAAAACCCAAUAAUAAAAUAUACACAAUAGGCGAAAAAACACAAUGCGGAAUUAAAACAUCAAAUUAAAAACAAUGAGGUUGCAAUAGUGGAUAAGCAAAGGUGCACAUUAUGAGCAACAAAUUCGUAAAUAGAUAAAGUGCAUUAGUAAUUACUGUAUUUACGAAUCUAGCACCAAAAUAUCACGAUGUAUUGAAAACAUUGACUACAAAAAUGGGUUGGAUAAUCCAGAACGUUGGAUAAGCGAGUGUUGGAUAAGUGAGACUCUACUGUACAUAACUCGAACACUACUUACCUUGUACUAUUAUUAUAUACCAUACUUUUCCUUUUUGUUGUGUCUUUCCUUGUAGCCAUGGCUUUCCAUCCCUUAAAUUACAUUUAAAUUAAAACCACGUGGUCUGGAGAGAACACACGCAUUCACUAUUUCCAUUUGGAAUCAAUUCAGAAAUAUCUGACGGAUGCGCCACUCGUCAACGAUGCGUCUAUCAGUGUCGUCAAGGCAAAAGUAUUUGGGGAGCUUUUGUAUCUAAACCUUCAAGCGAUGCUGACUUUUUUUUAAUUACAGUAGAGUCCCACUUAUCCAACAUAAACGGGGCGGCAGAGCGUUGGAUAACCGAAUAUGUUGGAUAAUAAGGAGAGAUUUAGAAAAAGCCUAUUAAACACCAAAUAGGUUAUAAUUUUACAAAUGAAGCAUCAAAACAUCAUGUUAUACAACAAAUUUGACAGAAAAAGCAGUUCAAUACGCAGUAAUGCUAUGUUGUAAUUACUGUAUUUACAAAUUUAGCACCAAAAUAUCACGAUAUAUUGAAAACAUUGACUACAAAAUGCGUUGGAUAAUCCAGAUAAUCCAGAAUGUUGGAUAAGUGAGACUCUACUGUAUUAUUAUUACUGUUUGGUUAAAUUAAGUCCUUUCGGCAAAGAUGUUUGAAUGUGUCUUACAUAUAUAUAUAUAUAAAAGAUGCCUCUUGAAUUUAUAUGUAAUGGUUAACUUUUAUCUGUGAUUGGUAAACAAACAAACGAAACACCGGAUCCCGUUCUGACGUGAUCAGAAUCGAGCUGCGACAGGGAAAAGCGUUUUUAAAUUCCCAGCAGUCGGGUUUGCUUUACAUCGUUUCGUACAAAUUUUCAAUGACGGUGACUUUGUACAUUGGGAUAUUGCAGUAUUUUAUUUCCAUAGACUUUGGGGGGGGGGGGGGAAUGAGAAAAAUUAUUAAUAAUAAUAAUGAUAAUUAUGAUGAUGAUGAUAAUAAUAUUAAUGGCGACACCCAACCAAGUGACAUUUCUUCCCAGGAGGAUGACUAUGGCGAGGUUUCCUGGGCGGGAGUGUGAUACGAUUGUCAUGACAAUGUCAUGGGAUAGAAUUUCUUCAUUCACGAAUUGCUAGCGAUUGUGUGUAUACUUCAUUUCUCCCAGGCUUCCGUUCCUCAGGGAGGCCGCCGGGAAUCAUAAGGGUGGCCGUCGAUCCGUUUAAGGCAAAGGAAGGCAGGCAGGCGGAACGCGGCUCGGAUUCAGUCCGGAUCUCGAUGUUUGGGCCGAUUCGUAAUCUGCACAAAACUUGACCAAUGCCCCGUUCCUGGUUUGGAAAUGUCAUUUCCUUUUUCAUUGUCUGGCCCUUACUCUGAAAGUAUUCCCUCGCUUUUUGCAGAUUCACAGUUUCGCGUUUUUUUUAAUAAACACUAAAAUCUAUCUAUAUAUAUAAAAGAGUGAUGGCAUCACGGCGACGCACAAAACAACAAAACUACAGGCCCCCCAACCUCGAAAUUUGACAACACAACCCAUCAUCCACGCCUCAGGGUUGAUACAACAAAAAGAAAAGAAAAAUAAAGUCCUAAUUAGAGGGAAAGGAAUAAUUGCUUUUAUCCAAUUGCUGCCAGUUAGAAGGCUAAGCUCCUCCAACUUAGUCUCCUAGCAACCCAAUAAAAAAUAAUAAAAAACACUAAAAAAUUGAUACAAUAAAAUACGAUAAUAACAGAAAAUAACUAAAAAUAAUACAAGAAAAUAAUAAAAUAUAUAUAUAAAAGAGUGAUGGCAUCAUGGCGAUCCACAAAACAACAAAACUACAGGUCCCCCAACCUUGAAAUUUGACAACACAACCCAUCAUCCACGCCUCUAGGUUGAUACAACAAAAAGAAAAGAAAAAUAAAGUCCUAAUUAGAGGGAGAGGAAUAAUUGCUUUUAUCCAAUUGCUGCCAGUUCGAAGGCUAAGCUCCUCCAACUUGGUCUCCUAGCAACCCAAUAAAAAAUAAUAAAAAACACUAAAAAAUUGAUACAAUAAAAUACUAUAAUAACAGAAAAUAACUAAAAAUAAUACAAGAAAAUAAUAAAAUAUAAUAAAUAAAAAUAUAUCUUACAAUAAAAUUAAUAAAAAAUGCAAAUAAAAUUUACACAACAAUUUUUAACCAAUACCACCACCACUUUGCCACAGCAACACGUGGCCGGGCACAGCUAGUAUAUAUAAAAAAAUGUAAUGUGUGUUUGUAGGAUCGAGUAAACAACAAAACCAUUGAACCCAAUCACACCAAAUUUGGCCACAAUAUACCAACACGUCCAAGGUAUGUCCUUCACCCAAACAGAUUGGCCUAGGUAUAACACAGCCUGGCACUGAAGCUGCAAGGCUAUUUAGUGCAAUUUAACUAGACCAACAAAGGAUUAACUUUGGAUAAGUGAGACUCUACUGUAUAUUGAAAACUUUGACUGCAAUAAUGGCUUGGAUAAUCCAGAACGUUGGAUAAGCAAGUCUUGGAUAAGUGAGACUCUACUGUAUGUACCUCUAAUGCGCUUGGGGAGAUAGAGCAGAAUAUAAAUAAAGUAUUAUUAUUAUUAUUUUAUUAUGACACAGCAAACAAGAUAGACAUGCUGGAUUUCAUAUCACAAAAUCACAAGUUGAACACUUCCCAAGUGUCUAGGACUGUGUGAUAUUAUUAUUAUUAUUAUUUUAUUAUGACACAGCAAACAAGAUAGAUUUGCUGGAUUUCAUAUCACAAAAUCACAAGUCGAACACUUCCCAAGUGUCUAGGACUGUGUGAUGUAUUUUCGGAUGAUGCGUGCAGAUCCCAGUCGGGUGGCCUUUUGCAGUUGGCAGAUUGUAAUUUUGUCAAUGUCUAUUGUUUCUAAAUGCGGGCUGAGAUCUUUUGGCACGGCACCCAGUGUGCCCAUCACCACCGGGACCACCUGCACUGGUUUCUGCCAGAGUCUUUGCAGUUCAAUCUUGAGGUCCUGAGAGCGGCUGAGUUUUUCCUGUUGUUUUUCGUCAAUGCGACUGUCACCUGGGAUGGCAACAUCAAUGAUCCAAACCUUUUUCUAUUAUUCUAAUAACAAUAAUAAUAGUAACUGCAAAAGGCCACCCUGCUGGGAUCUGCAGCAUCAUCCGAGAAUACAUCACACAGUCCUAGACACUUGGGAAGUGUUCGACUUGUGAUUUUGUGAUACGAAAUCCAUGAAAGCCUUCGACAACACAUAUCUAUCUUGUUUGCUGUGUCAUAAUAAAAUAAUAAUAAUAAUAAUAAUAAUAAUAAUAAUAAUAAUAAUAAUAAUAAUAUCAGGGUAAGAACUUCCUUCCAGUUUAGAUGACACGUUAGCCAUGAUCAAAGGCUUGAAUAAUGGAACCAAUGAGGAAAUGACAUUGAUAACCCAGGAAGGGCAAUCCUCGUGUGGCGCAUAGUGUUCCCAUGUGCAGAAAGGAGGCUUUUCCCCAUGCGCUCCCAUUUCCCGCAGCGUCCCAAACAUUCCCGCCUGGGUCGGAUCUCAUCAUUGUGGCCGUGGUUCUUAUCGUCACCCGCGCGCAUGGUCUCCCAUUGCAGAGCAUUGUUACGACCUUCCGCCUCUUUCCGAGUCAACCGUCUUGCCUCCGAUCCAAAGUUUAUCGUGCAUUUUUUCUAACCCUUUUAGAUGUCACAAAAAUCGGUUUGCAUUUUUUAAAAUAUUUUUAUUUUCUUAUCUUUUCUGUGAACGGCUUUGGCAACACAAUCUCAAGUUAUAGUGUGUGUGUAUGUAUGUAUGUAUGUAUGUAUGUACAGUAGAGCCUUGCUUAUCCAACAUAAACGGGAUGGCAGAAUGUUGGAUAAGCGAAUAUGUUGGAUAAUAAGGAGAGAUUAAGGAAAAAGCUGUAAAUGCUGUAAAUAAAGCCUAUUAAACAUUAAAUUAGGUUAUGAUUUUACAAAUGAAGCACCAAAACAUCAUGUUAUACAACAAAUUUGGCAGAAAAAGUAGUUCAAUAUGAAAUAAUGCUAUGUAGUAAUUACUGUAUUUACAAAUUUAGCACCAAAAUAUCACGAUGUAUUUAAAACAUUGACUACAAAAAUGCGUUGGAUAAUCCAGAAUGUUGGAUAAGUGAGACUCUACCGUGUGUGUGUAUAUAUAUAUACACAUACAUACAUACACAUACAUAUAUGUAUAUGUCUAUAACCAAGUUCAGGUUAGUUUCUAUUGUUUUCUUUCUUUCCUUUUUUGAGAUGUGAAACUCUUUGACUGAGAUUUUUUUUAUGGAUUUCAUUUUGUGCGGGUUUUUUUUCUAAUGUUGAAAUAUUUAAGACAAAAAUAUGUAAUAUUUGGACCAGAUGUUGUGAAUAAUAGUAGAUUUUAAACAAAGCUAUUUUAUUCUGUAUUUUUAAAAAAGCUGUUCGGUAUAAAUAAAAGGUGACAUAGAUGCAA
Anolis carolinensis (green anole) is the source of this 12330-nucleotide messenger RNA. RefSeq names its product solute carrier family 23 member 2 (gene slc23a2). Gene Ontology annotation, molecular function: transmembrane transporter activity. The record is from RefSeq and is a predicted model, not a curated record. Bases 1278 to 3239 code for a protein of 653 amino acids. NCBI's taxonomy places the organism in Eukaryota, Metazoa, Chordata, Lepidosauria, Squamata, Anolidae. Gene Ontology annotation, cellular component: membrane. The transcript is spliced from 16 exons. Gene Ontology annotation, biological process: L-ascorbic acid metabolic process; transmembrane transport.